AUGACUGAGCACCAUGCAGGGCGAUAUCAAUGCCACUAUCACAGCCCUGCUGGCUGGUCAGAGCACAGUGACACCCUGGAGCUGGUGGUGACAGCUUCUCUGCUAGGAUCCUACAGCAAACCCAGGCUCUCAGCCCUGCCCAGCCCUGUGGUGACCUCAGGAGGGAACGUGACCCUCCAGUGUGGCUCACAGCUGGGAUAUGGCAGGUUUGUUCUCACUAAGGAAGGAGGACACAAGCUCACCUGGACCCUGGACUCACAGCAAGACCCCAGUGGGCAGUUCCAGGCCCAGUUCCCUGUGGGCCCCGUGACCCCCAGCCACAGGUGGACAUUCACAUGCUAUGGCAGUUACAGGAGAACCCCCCAGGUGUGGUCAGAACCCAGUGACCCCCUGGAGCUCCUGGUCUCAGGGCUGUCCAGGAAGCCCUCCCUCCUGACCCAGCACAGCCCAGUCCUGGACCCUGGACAGAACCUGACCCUCCAGUGUCACUCAGACAGUGGCUAUGACAGAUUUGCUCUGUCCAAGGAGGGCGGACAGGACCUCCCACAGCACCCUGGCCAGCAGCUCCAGGCUGGGCUGUCUCAGGCCACCUUCCUUCUGGGCCCUGUGAGAGGCUCCCAUGGGGGUCGGUACAGAUGCUACGGUGGACACAGGUUCUCCUCUGAGUGGUCAGCCCCCAGUGACACCCUGGACAUCCUGGUCACAGGACAGCUCCCUGCCUCACCCUCCCUCUCAGUGCAGCCGGGUCCCACAGUGUCCUCAGGAGAGAACGUGACCCUGCUGUGUCAAUCAUGGAUCCAGUGGGACACCUUCCUUCUGGUCAAGGAGGGGGCAGCUGAUCCCCCCCUGCGUCUGAGACCAGAGUCCAGAGCUCCAGGGUUCCAGGCAGAAUUCUCCAUGAGAGCUGUGACCUCAGCCCUGGCGGGGACCUACAGGUGCUAUGGGACUCAAAGCUCAUCCCCCUACCUGCUGUCAUGGCCCAGUGCCCCCGUGGUCCUGGUGGUCUCAGGAGGCCAUGAGGAGGAGCCCCUCACCCCCAUGGACCCAGGACCCCAGCGUGGACUGGGAAGGCUGCUGCAGGUUCUGGUCGGGGUCUCAGUGGCCUUCCUCCUGCUGCUCCUCCUGCUCCUCCUCCUCCUCCUCCUCUGGCAUCAGAGCAGACGCAGGAAGGCGGCCCAGACAGAGGCUGGCCUCCAGGGACCUGCAGGGCCCACAGAGGCAGAGCCCCAGGACAGCGGCCUGCAGAAGAGGUCCAGCCCAGCCGCUGCCGCCCAGGAACAACACCUCUAUGCUGCUGUGAAGGACCCGCAGCCCGAGGUCGGGGUGGAGCUGGACAGUCGGAGCCCACCUGACGGGGACCCCCAGGGAGCAACAUAUGCCCAGGUGAGGCACUCAGGACUCAGGAGGGACGGGAGCUGCCCUCUUCCCCCACUGUCGGGGCAGUUCCUGGGCACAGAGGAUGCAGAGGACAGACACAUGGACACUCAGGCUGCUGCACCUGAAGGUUCCCAGGACGUGACCUACGCCCAGCUGUGCAGCGUGACCCUCAGACGGGGAGCGGCUGCCCCCACUUCCUCCCAGGCAGAGCAGCCCCCAGCGGGGCCCAGUGUGUAUGCUGCCCUGGCCCCACUCACCCGGGGGCUGCCCCAGAGGACUCGCACUAGUGACCCCAGCCAGCCGGCCACCUAACGCUCCAGACUCCAGAACUCCUGAGACUCGCCUGACUCAGCAUCAGAGAUGACCAACCUCCCUACGUCUUGCAAAUAAAGCCAGAGGUUUCUCAGUAAUCAGUGAGUGGACGGAGAACCAAGCAGAGGGAGAGGUGUCUUGACAUGACUGACGAUGAUAAUGGGACACAUCGAACUGGGAAGUGAGACUAAGGACCUUGCUGGUUGUAUCAGUACGCGGGGUUUUGCUUUGGUUUGGUUUUGGUUUGGGUUUUUGUACCAGGGAUUGAACCCAGGGGUGCUUGCCCACUGAGCCACAUCCCCAGCACUUUUUAUAUUUUAUUUAUAAAUGGGGUCUCACUCGUUUGCUAGACCUGGCUAAGUUGCUGAGGCUGGCCUUGAACUCACAAUCCUCCUGCCUCAGUCUCCCCUGUUGCUCUGAUAACAGGUAUGAGCCUCCACGCCCGGCUUGGAAAACUUUUCUUUGUUUGUUUUUAAUGAAUGAACUAAGCUAGUCUAUCAAGAGUUUAGAAGAAGAAUAACAAAUUACUCCAAAUGCAAGUAAAGGGAAAAUGAAAAGGUUAGUUAAUAUUUGGGGAAAAAAAAAAAAACCCUGCUGUACAUUUGAGUGUGAGAACAGCAAGAUAGCAGACAGCAGGGCACAUUCCACACACAUUUCAAAGAGAAAACAGCAGAACAUCGUGUGUAU
Sciurus carolinensis (gray squirrel) is the source of this 2376-nucleotide messenger RNA. Its product is annotated as leukocyte immunoglobulin-like receptor subfamily B member 3. The transcript has 11 exons. NCBI's taxonomy places the organism in Eukaryota, Metazoa, Chordata, Mammalia, Rodentia, Sciuridae. The record is from RefSeq and is a predicted model, not a curated record. Bases 1 to 1689 code for a protein of 562 amino acids. Gene Ontology annotation, molecular function: inhibitory MHC class I receptor activity. Gene Ontology annotation, biological process: cytokine-mediated signaling pathway.